Echinops telfairi (small Madagascar hedgehog) is the source of this 755-nucleotide messenger RNA. RefSeq names its product O-6-methylguanine-DNA methyltransferase (gene MGMT). The transcript is spliced from 5 exons. Gene Ontology annotation, molecular function: methylated-DNA-[protein]-cysteine S-methyltransferase activity. Gene Ontology annotation, cellular component: nucleus. The coding region runs from base 69 to 698 and encodes 209 amino acids. Gene Ontology annotation, biological process: DNA repair. Lineage: Eukaryota; Metazoa; Chordata; Mammalia; Afrosoricida; Tenrecidae. The record is from RefSeq and is a predicted model, not a curated record.
UUGGGAGCAGCAGCUGUUUGCACUGUGCGCAUCCUGCUGCGCAGUUCCUGGUUGGCGCCUUCGGCGGCAUGAGCCUGCGGAGCGGCAUGGACACGGCCUGUGAGCUGAACUUCAAGGUUGUGGGCAGCCCCCUGGGGAGCAUCGAGCUCUCGGCCUGCAGGUGCGGUCUGCACGGGAUUAAGCUGCUGGGACAGAAUGCGCCUGAAGACCACCCCUGUGUGGUCCAGCGUCCUCCAGAGGAGCUGCCCGAGCCACUGGCCUGUUGCGCAGCCUGGCUGGAGACGUACUUCCAGACGCCCGCCGCCAUCGGGACCGUCCCAGUGCCUGAGCUCCACCACCCGGUGUUCCAGACAGACUCCUUCGCCCGCCGGGUGCUGUGGAAGCUGCUGCAGGCUGUCCAGGUCGGGGAGGCUGUCUCCUACCAGCAGCUAGCGGCUCUGGUGGGCAGGCCCAAGGCCUCGAGGGCGGUGGGCAACGUCAUGAAGAACAACCCCGUGCCCAUCCUCAUCCCGUGCCACCGGGUGGUGGGCAGCGGAGGCAAGCUGGGCGGCUACUCCAGCGGACUGGCUGUGAAGCAGUGGCUGCUGGCCCACGAGAAGGGUGCAGGGCCCCACCAGGGGACAAGGACAGAUGCAACCCCCACCCGAGCUGGGCACCAGGAGGCGCCAACCCAAGCGGAGUACAUGAAAUCGGGAUGACCAGAGUGGCCGGGAGUGCGGGUGUCCCUGAUUAAAGCCCAGCGUCCUGGCAGCACA